CUUUAUGAGAAAGCUAAAAUGAAGAUUUCAAGAUUCUUUCUACCUUUUCUGCUUAAGGUUGCCAUCAUCACCACCUUUUACACAACAUCACUUUCUGCCCAGAAUUCCAGUGCUGUAAAGGUAGAUGUUGGUGUGAUUCUUGAUUUGAAGACCGAGUCUGGGAAGAUGAGGCAGACCUGUAUUUCACUAGCUCUUGCUGAUUUCUAUGCCACUCGCGAUCACAGAGCCCGGAUUUCCCCCCACUUCAGAGACUCAAAUAAUGAUGAUGUUGAUGCAGCAUCUGCAGCUAUAGGCCUGUUGAAAAAUGAUAAGGUUCAAGCAAUCUUGGGGCCUCAGAUGUCAACACAGGCAGAUUUCGUGAUAGAUAUUGGGAAGAAAGUGAAAGUUCCCAUACUAUCUCCAGCAACAAGUCCUGCACUUUCACCCAACCAAAGUUCAUACUUCAUCAGAGUGGGCCAGAGUUCGCGCGCUCAGGUUAAAGCCAUUGCUGCCAUUGUUAAGGCUUUUGGGUGGAGGCAGGUGGUGUUUAUAUAUGAGAAUAGUAAUUUUGGGAGUGGGGUUCUUCCCCAUUUGACAGAUGCUAUGGUGGAAGUUGGUGUUUCUGUACCAUACAGAAGUAUUCUCCAGCCUUCAGCUGAAGAUGAUGAAAUCAUCACAGAACUCUACAAGUUAAUGACAAUGCAGACUAGGGUGUUUGUUGUGCACUUGCUGCCAACAAUUGGUUCUCGCCUUUUUCAGAAGGCGAAAGAUGCUGGGAUGAUGAGCCAGGGAUAUGUGUGGAUAAUCACGGAUGCUUUCACGAAUGUUUUAGAUUCUAUGGACCCUACGACACUUGAUAAUAUGGAGGGAGUGAUAGGUGUAAAGCCUUAUGUGAAAUCAUCAAUUCAGCUGAAAAACUUCACUAGGAGAUGGAGAAAGAAGUUUUAUCAAGAGAAUCCAGACGCGGAGACAGCAGAACUAGAUGUUUUCGGGUUGUGGGCAUAUGACAGCAUCACAGCAUUAGCUAUGGCGUUCGAGAGAGUAGACACUGCCCAUCAAAAUUUCACGAGAGCGAUCAGUGGAGAGAAUUUGACAGACUUAGAUGCAAUUGGGACCUCAGAUUUGGGGCCUUCACUCAUUAAAUCAAUCAGAAACAUUAGACUCAGAGGGCUAAGUGGUGAUUUCCAUAUUGUUGAUGGAGAGUUGCAGCCAUCUGCAUUUCAGAUAGUGAAUGUGAAUGGCAGAGGGAAAGGGAUUGGAUUCUGGACAGAAGAGUAUGGGAUUUCCAAGAAACUGAAACCUACUGACAGAACUGUGAUCACAGCUAACAGGGAUGAUCUUGGGAUCAGCUGGCCAGGUGACUCUAAUGUUGUUCCUAAAGGCUGGGAAAUUCCAACAAAUGAGAAAAAGAAGUUGAGAAUUGGAGUUCCAUCUAAAGGGGGGCUUGAACAAUUUGUUAAAGUGACGGUGGAUCCUCAGACAAACAGAACAACUGCAACUGGUUUCUGCAUAGAUGUUUUUGAAGAAGUUAUUAGGAAUUUACCUUAUGCAGUUCCAUUUGAUUACAUACCUUUUAGUCUGCUCCCCACACAAAACCUUCCAGACUAUGAUGAUUUUGUUGACCAGAUAAAUCUCGGGAAUUUUGAUGCAGUAGUUGGUGAUGUAACCAUCCUAGCAGACAGGUCUGAAUACGUUGAAUUCUCGUUACCAUUUACAGAAUCUGGAGUUACCACCAUUGUCCCGGUGAAGCAAGAUAUGAGGAAGAGUGCCUGGAUUUUCUUGAGACCUCUGAAGACUGAACUUUGGGUGACAACUGGGGCUUUCUUCAUCUUCAUUGGCUUUGUGAUCUGGGUACUUGAACAUCGCGUAAACAAAGAGUUUCAAGGUCCUCGUCACAAGCAAGUUGGGAUGAUCUUCUGGUUCUCCUUCUCCACUCUAGUGUAUGCUCACAGGGAAAAGGUGAUAAGCAAUCUAUCAAGAUUUGUGAUCAUUGUCUGGGUGUUUGUAGUUCUGGUGCUGACAUCAAGCUAUACGGCCAGCUUAACGUCCAUGUUAACCGUGCAGCAGCUUCAACCAACCAUCACAAAUGUUGAAGAUCUCAUAAAGAACCAAGAACCUGUUGGAUACCAAGAUGGCUCCUUUGUCAAAGGCCUCUUAAAGAAGAUGAAAUUUGACAGCUCAAAGUUUCUGAAUUACAGCACAUUAGAACAGUAUGAUGAAGCCCUUACCAAAGGAAGCCAAAAUGGAGGUGUUGCUGCCAUUGUCGACGAGCUUCCCUACAUCAGGCUCUUCCUUGCAAAGUACUGCGGGAAAUACACCAUGAUUGGACCAACCUACAAGACAGCAGGGUUCGGAUUUGCAUUCCCAAAAGGAUCACCUCUGGUGCCCGACAUCUCAAGAGCAGUCUUAAGUGUGAUGGAAAGUGAAAGCAUGAUGAGAAUUACCGAUAAGUGGUUCAGGAACGAGACAGAUUGUUCACAGCAAGAUAGAACUCUCCUGGCAUCAGAUAGCUUACCACUUGAUAGUUUCAAGGGCAUUUUCCUCAUAGCUGGAGCAUCAGCAUCAUCUGCUCUUCUCAUCUUCUUUUUCAGAUUCCUUAAUCAGAACAAAGAGAUCUUGGAGUCUGAUGAUUCAACCACCUGGCAAAAAAUCUGUGCAUUAGCUACAGUCUUUUAUGAAGGGAAUGGGGACUCUCCAAAUGGAACUGAAAAGCCUGGAGAAGGAAAUGAAAGCGUGGCUUCCCCAAAUAAGAUGCCUGAUACUAGCCCGCCAUUUCCACAAACCAUCAUUGCCCAAUCUCCAGGAGUCUUCACUUGUGACGAAGGGUUCAUGUCAACAGAACCACCUAGUCCAGAUCAUGACACCAUUUUAGUAACAGAAAGUGCAGCUGCUGAAAGAUGAAGCAGACAACUGUAAGUUUAGGGAGACUGGUAUUAACCUGUAAAUAAUAUAGAUAGAUGCACAAGCGACUGUAAGCUGCAUUACAUAACUAGAACAAAGAGAUAUGAUGCAACCAACUUACACCAUUUUAUCAAUUGGUAAGUUGGUAACUUAACAUAGUUAAGGUCCUAUAAAUGUGUGUAUAUUAUCAAUUAUUUUUUUCAUUCCAUAAGCUAAAUGGAAUAUGUGUUGUUUCCUAUGCUUUGACCAGGAAGCCCAUUUUGAAUUCUAAUGGGCAUUGCUGCUCUUAAAGGGCAUUAAAUGGGAAAAAAAAAUGUAAGGAGAAUAACAAAGAAUAGAAACUUGAUAUGAA
Molecule: messenger RNA, 3232 nt
Organism: Ipomoea triloba (trilobed morning glory)
Lineage: Eukaryota; Viridiplantae; Streptophyta; Magnoliopsida; Solanales; Convolvulaceae
Product: glutamate receptor 2.7-like
Exons: 5
Coding region: 19-2880 (953 amino acids)
Cellular component (GO): plasma membrane
Molecular function (GO): ligand-gated monoatomic ion channel activity; signaling receptor activity
Source: RefSeq, a predicted model, not a curated record